This is a messenger RNA of Ectocarpus sp. CCAP 1310/34, 4020 nucleotides long. NCBI's taxonomy places the organism in Eukaryota, Phaeophyceae, Ectocarpales, Ectocarpaceae. The record is from the annotation of a GenBank genome assembly.
AUGGCCGACUGGGCAGCAGCGGCUGCGGCAUGGGCUCAGUCGGGGGAAGGAGAGAAGACACAGUUCGUGCCUCCACCGCAGCCUCCGCCUCCAAAAGUUGAGCAGCAACAGCCCGGAGCAUGGGGUGGCGCCGACCAGCAGCAAUUGUGGAUGCCGCCGCACCAGAUGGACCAUGCUGCUGUUGCAUCCGCUCACCAAGGACAUCAGCAGCACAGCUUUGGAAGUCUUCCAGGAGGCUCAGAUCCAAUGGCAGGGGGGGGUCACCAAGGGUUCGGACAAGAAGGCGUAUCGCACACGGCCCCCCCGCUGCCGCCGCCGCCUUCGAUGCAGCCCCCGUUCCCUCCCGCUGCCUCGUCGAACGUAAAUGAGCAGGGACAGUUUUUCCAUGAACAAGGUUGGGCGGCGGCCGGAGGCUAUACGGCACCCCCCCUCCCCCCGCCUCCCGGCCAACCGCCUGCGCCAGGGCCAGGGCCAGGAAGCAUGAGCAGUCAGAUGGGAUCUCAAAUGAACGGUGGCCAAGUGGCGGAUCAAAUGGGACACUACAUGGGGGGGCAACCAGGCGGGCACAUGGGAGGCAUGGGCGGGCCAAUGGCGCCAAUGAGCGAGAUGGGCGGAGGGCAGCAGCAACAACAGCAGCAGCAACAGCAGCACGCAAUGGAAGCGUACCAAGGGUCGCCAGUUGGGAACGCUCUCCACCCGGCAGCGAUGGCAAGCCCGAUGACUGGCAUGGGUGGGGGGAUAGGCCACGGCAACAUGGGUGGUAGUGCCGGCAUGAACGGCUCCAUGAUGGGGGGGAUGCAGGGAGGGAUGGGGGGCGGCGGCGGUGGCGUUGCGUUCCUUGCCGGCCCUGCACCAGUACCGCAACGACCGGCGAAAAAGGUGCCCGACUGGUUGGUUCAGACUCUGAAAGAAAAGGAAAAGCUGGCAGAGAAGCAAAAAAAGAAGAAAGGCGCAUCCCUGUCGACGGAUGUGGCUGCAGCUCUGUCUAGCGGGGCCGGCAACAUCAGCGGGUACAACCUCGUCCACUCCCCUUCCCCGUCGCCCCCUGACUCCCCGUCCGCCCGACGAACCAAACCGAGCUGGCAGGAAGACGACAGCGACGACGAUUCCGCAGACGAAACGUCGUUCAAGAGGGAAAACCGAGACAAGAGGGCAUCGAACGGGAGCGCCGCAGACGGCAGCGCAGGCGCUGGCACCCGCAACGACAGCGCCAAGCCGUCCGGCAUCCUCAAGAAGGGCGGCACCAAGCAGCGGGGGGCAGAGGGCGGCCUGGACAGGAACGGGGACGACGCCACGGCAGAGGCGGACACGGCACCUUUGGUGAUGGAUGACGAGACCAGGGCGUCGUUCGACCGAGAGAUUCGACGGCUGCUGACGCAUCUGCUGAAGGUGGGGACGGCCAACAUCAUCCGCGAAGUGGCUUCCUCCGCGUUAGAGGAGGCUCAGGAUUCCGCUGCCGCCGCCGCCGCCGCCUCGCCGGAGGCCCGGCAGCAGCUGCAGCAGCAGCAGCCAAGAGUCAGACGGAAGGAGCAGCGAGAGCAAAAGAAAGCCGUUGGGGCUCUCAUCGGCGGGUACGGGUCCGAGUCUCCCUCCGAGAGCGAGGGCGACGCUUCCCCUCCGCCGCCUGCCGCCGCGCCCGCGCCGGCCACCACCGUUUCUACCGACGCCCGAGCGGCGGCGGCACCCCCUCCUGCUGUUGAAAAGAGGGCCCAUGUUAAGGUCGGCGGGAAGUGGCCGCUCCCGUCGUGGGCGGACCCGCCUCACGAGGCGCCGCUUCCCGAAGGGCUGUCCAUCGUCGUGGAAACGAUAGGGCCCGAUCUGGAACGGGUGAAAACACAGGAGCUGUCUUUCAGCACGACGGUGAUGGGCAGGUUCGAGGAACAGUGCGGAUUCGUCGUGGAGGACGCUUCUGCCUCUCGGUGCCACGCGGCGAUCCUCGCCUCGGGAAAAGACGUUUUCGUGGUAGACAUUUUUUCCGCCAACGGCACAGCCGUGAACGGUAAGAAAAUUCAGCCGGGCGUCCUCCACGCUCUGUCUGCGGGUGGUGUGCUGACGCUGGGAACGCGCAACCAAUCUUUCCGCGUGAUAGUGCGGUCGACGCCGCCCCCCCGCCGCGAAGACCCACGAUCGCCGACCGCCUCCGCGAACGUUACGUCGCCUUCGCCCGCGGGUGGAUCGGCCCAACCGCCCAAGGUCUCCGACACCCCACCCAAGUUCAAGCAAGACCUGGUGGCCCUGGCGGCUACGAUAGCCGCAAGAAUCAACACGAAGUCGACCGCCGCCACUGCCACCGCUUCACCGGAGGCGGAAAAGGCCACAGAGAAGGAAAACAAGGGGGCCGCGGAGGAGAAAAGGAAGGAGAAGGCGACGGAUGCGACCAACCGCGCUCGGCGCAGCAGGAGAAGCAGAAGCAGAAGUCGCGGGAGAAGCAGCAGCCGCAGGAGGAGGGGAAGCAGCAGCCGCAGGAGAAGCAGCAGCAGCAGCAGCAGCAGCAGCAGCAGCAGCAGCAGCAGCAGCAGCAGCGGAAAGAGCAGCAGCAGAAGCAGAAGCAGAAGCCAGAGCAGGCCUCGUGAGCGCGACGGACAGCACCGAGGCCACCGAAAGGGCAAAGAUGACGGUCGUAGUGCUAGCAAGGAGAGGGACCAGAGGAGAGGGAAAGGGGGGAGAAGGAACGGUGCAAGCCGGUCCCGGUCCCGUUCGCGCUCUCCGCCAUCGACAAAGAGACAUGAAAAGGACAGCAGGGAUAGCAGCCGCAGUGGCAUGGGAGGAAGGAAGAGGAACAGGAGCGAGGCGAGUCUCGCAAGCCGCAGCCGCAGCCGUGAGAGGGGUUCGAAGAACCGAAGAAACGGGAAGAGGGAGAGCAGCAAAGAGCGGAGAGGCAGGAGAACCCGAAGCGUCAGUCGGAGCCGCGAGCGCAAGGACAAUAAGGCCGCGAAGGAUCGCGCCGGCGGUGGGAGUAGUCGGGAGAGGGCCAGGCGGAGAGAAAAAAACCGCAGCCGCUCACGCAGCCCGAGCAACAGCCGUGGAGGGCCUAGCGGAACGACAAGAAAAACCUCUGAUCGUGGGCGGCGGGACGCAAAGAGAGCGGCAAGCAGAAGCAGGAGCAGGAGCCGAAGCCGCACCCGCAGAGACCCUUCCAAAGAACCUUCUACGCGGAGCAAGAAGUCGAGCGAGGGCGGCAGGGCCAAGAGUCAGGCAAACAGAAAAGGAGCUGCUGCGGAGGAGAAGGGGACGGAGGGUGGUCGUGGCGAAAGCCGCACCAGCAAGGAAGCAAGCUCGGCAGCCGCUGUUGGGAGCCGUGACGAAACGGUAGGCAAAGGCGCCAAGAGUACGCACUCCGAGCGAGCGAAGAGCACCAACGGCGAGGGUGCAAAAGACCGCACGAAGGAGUCUGGGAGUGGCAAAGACGGCACCAACCAAGGCAACAAGUCUGCAGAAGUGAGCCGAGAUCGCGGUAGCGGCAGUCCUAGGGGGAGCAGCAAGUCCGGGACGAGCAAGAAAGCCGUCAAGAAAGCAUCGGACACGAAGCCUGCGGCGAAAACCGGGUGGGAUAGCAAGAAAACCACCAAGGGAAAGACAAGCGAGGAUGACAAGGGAAGCCGUAGCAGCCUCGAACGCGAGAGCAGCAAGACGCGGGAGUCGGGUCGCCAACGCCGUAGUAGGAGCAGGUCGCCUUCCGGCAAACGCACAGAGCGCCGACGGAAGGCGAGGUCGCCGUCGCGCGAAGAAAAGAAAGGCGGCAGUGGAAAGAGCUCACGGAGGAAGUCGUGAUGGUCUCCAGGCUUUGGUUUUAUCGCUUGAUUUCUGGUCGCAUCAUGUUGUCGUGACCCGUGAAGGGCGGCAGGCAACUCCUUGUCCUGGGAAUCUUCCAUCAGAUUUUGUUAACUUGAGUUGAGCUGCGUAACGGUUGUGUACACUCUUAAUUUGUGUAGAAGGAAAAGGAAAGGUGUCUGCGUGUUAGUUACUGGGUGGCGGCUCCAUCCUAAAGUUGUACGCGGGUUAAUUCAUUUAUUUUUACGA